Messenger RNA from Coccomyxa subellipsoidea C-169, 1369 nucleotides. Its product is annotated as NAD(P)-binding protein. Lineage: Eukaryota; Viridiplantae; Chlorophyta; Trebouxiophyceae; Coccomyxaceae. Bases 85 to 885 code for a protein of 266 amino acids. The record is from RefSeq and is a predicted model, not a curated record. The transcript has 8 exons.
GAAAAUUAACUAUAACAAAUUUGGUAUCAGGGAUUCCCAGUCAGCUCCAUCCUUCACGCCAAGGACCCCGUAUCUAUAAGAGCAAUGUCGUCCGCCAUCACUCCGAUGCUUCCAGACUUGGAGGGCAAACGUGUGCUCGUAACAGGUGGCUCUUCUGGUAUUGGGAAGGCUGCUGCGUUCGCUUUUGAUGCGAACUUGUGCCAUGUGGCACUGCUUGGGAGGAGGCUGGAGCGGUUGGAUGCAGUGGCAAAGCAGCUGAAGCAUGGGGUGUCAAUUGUGGCGGACCUGACAAAGGAAGAGGAUAUGAAGCGCGCUUUCAAAGAGACCAUCGAGAAGCUGGGUGGCCUGGACAUUCUGGUCAACAGUGGUGGGGUUGACUUAGACAACAUGAGCAAUGAUGAAACCGCGUUUAUAAAUGACUUCAAGCUGCAUGUAACAGGUAAUCUGACCCUCAUCAGGGCUGCUGAGGAGGAGCUCAUCAAAAACAAGGGCGCUAUUGUCAACAUAUCAUCUGGCGCAGCCGUUGUGCCGAGAAAGGAGAUGCACUCCUAUGGCGUGGCCAAAGCAGCCCUGGACAAGCUGACCAAGGACCUGGCCUUCGAGUUUGCUCCAAAGGGAGUGCGAGUGAAUUCCAUCGUCCCAGCGGUGAUCAACACCGAGGGGUUUGAUGAGAUGGCGGAGCGAGUUGGCGUCCCCAAAGAGGACAUCAUGGCGAAGCUUGCCCCCAAGCAUGUAAUGGGCCGGGUGGGUGAGCCAUGGGAAUGUGCGGCCCCCAUUGUGUUCCUGGCGUCCAACGCUGCAUCCUUCAUCACUGGUGUCAACCUGCUUGUGGACGGAGGUGCCACCCUUGGGUACUGGUUCAAUCAGACCCCAUUGUUGGGAUGAGGGCAUGCAUGCAAACGCGCCGCAGCGCUGGAUGUGUGCAAAUGUGGACACCUGUGGCACUUCUGAUCUAGAGAGUAAAGUGGACUUGCAUUCUUAUGGGUUUUGAGAGCAAUGGCGACAUUUAUAGUCUAUACUGGCAGUAGUACAGAAAGUGUCUACAGAUUGCAGUACUUAAUUCUUCUUCAAGGCAGGCGCUUGGCCGGCUGGCCGACGGGGUAUAAACGCACGCAGAGUGUGCGUCUAGACAUAUGAACAUGCAGCACCUAUAAAGUGACAGAUGUGUUGAGAGGUUCCAACAUUUGUUAUGUACAUGCCUGUGCGCUUCAAGAAGAUGCAUUCCGGUGACUCGCUUGCACACGUGAUUUGCAAAUCAAUUGAACAGAGCAGCUUGACGGACACGCGCAUGGUAAUGCACCAUGCCUGCCAGUGCAAUGAUUUUCAGGAGAUCAAUAUGCAAGGUGGCAUUUAAGAGGGAAGGGAAAGG